Molecule: messenger RNA, 6172 nt
Organism: Zophobas morio
Lineage: Eukaryota; Metazoa; Arthropoda; Insecta; Coleoptera; Tenebrionidae
Product: mucin-2-like
Exons: 4
Coding region: 72-6056 (1994 amino acids)
Cellular component (GO): extracellular region
Molecular function (GO): chitin binding
Source: RefSeq, a predicted model, not a curated record
CCUAGUAGUCACCUCUAGAUUUUCUUUUGAAUUGAGUAGACCUACCACAUGUAAGUGACAAAAUUUAGAAGAUGAAAACUCUAGUCUUCCUUUUUGGAUUAAGUGCAGUUGCACUUGCUAACCCGCCGUCACAUCUAUGCCCACCGGUUGAUGGUCCAGAUUCCGUGUAUUUGCCCCAUGAAAAUUGUCGUAAAUUUUGGCAGUGCUCAAACGGUGUAGCCUACGAGUUUGAUUGUGCCCCUGGUACAGUUUUCAAUCCUAAUAUCAACGUAUGCGUCCAUCCCGUGGAUUAUAUUUGCAAUGACAAUGGUAAUCCACCAACUGAGGACCCAGGAACCAAUGCGCCCGAAACUGAAGACCCUGUGACCGAAGACCCUGUAACUGACGGACCAGGAACUGAUGAUGAUACUGAGGAUCCUGUAACCGAAGAUCCUGCCACUGAUGGGCCAGGAACUGAUGAUGAUACUGAAGGCCCUGUAACUGAAGAUCCUGUAACUGAUGGGCCAGGAACUGAUGAUGAUACUGAAGGCCCUGUAACUGAAGAUCCUGUAACUGAUGGACCAGGAACUGAUGAUGAUACCGAAGAUCCUGUAACUGAAGAUCCUGCAACUGAUGGACCAGGAACUGAGGAUGAUACUGAGGACCCCGUGACUGAAGAUCCUGCAACUGAUGGGCCAGGGACUGAUGAUGAUACUGAGGAGCCUGUUACAGAGGAACCUGUAACUGAAGAACCAGACACCGAUGCACCAGACACUAACGAACCUGUUACGGAAGAACCAGAUACCGAAGAACCAGUUACUGAUGUGUCAGAUCCAACCGAACAAACUCAAGAACCUACUGUUUCUGAUACACCGACGCGUCCUAGCUGGCCUACUAGACCCAGUCGACCAAGUCGUCCAAGCAGACCAAGUAAGCCAAGCCGUCCAAGUAAACCCAGUCGUCCAACUAGACCAAGUAAACCAAGCAGACCAAGUUGGCCAAGUCGUCCUACUCGUCCAACCCAAGGACCUACAGACCCAGCUGUAACUGAUGACCCUGUUACUGAAGAACCCACCGAAGAACCUACCGAAGAGCCCACGGAAGAACCCACCGAAGAACCUACCGAAGAGCCCACGGAAGAACCCACCGAAGAACCCACCGAAGAACCCACUGAAGAGCCCACGGAAGAACCCACUGAAGAGCCCACGGAAGAACCCACGGAAGAACCCACCGAAGAACCCACCGAAGAGCCCACGGAAGAGCCCACAGAAGAACCAACGGAAGAACCUGAGACUGAGGAGCCAGCGACGGACAAACCAACUCGUCCCAGUCGACCUACUGGUAAACCUAGUCGUCCAAGUAGACCUAGUCGUCCAACACGUCCAAGUAGACCUAGUCGUCCAACACGUCCAAGCAGACCAAGCAAACCCACUCGACCACCAACUAAUGCUCCAACAGAUGCUCCCACGGACACUCCAACAGAAGAACCAACUGAGGAGCCAACCGAAGAACCUACCGAAGAGCCAACCGAAGAACCUACCGAAGAGCCCACAGAAGAACCAAGUGAGGAACCUGAGACUGAAGAACCAGCGACUAAUAAACCAACUCGCCCCAGUCGACCAACUGGUAGACCUACACGUCCAACACGUCCAGGCAAACCAAGUAAACCCACUAACGCUCCAACCGAUGCUCCUACGGAUGCUCCAACCGAAGAACCAACUGAAGAGCCAACCGAAGAACCCACCGAAGAACCUGAAACUGAAGAACCAGCGACUGAUAAACCAACUCGCCCCAGUCGACCAACUGGUAGACCUACUCGUCCAACACGUCCAGGCAAACCAAGUAAACCCACUCGACCACCAACUAAUGCUCCCACAGAUGCACCAACUGAAGAAGUAACGGAAGAACAAACUGAUGCUCCAACUGAGGAGCCAACUCAGCAACCAUCGGAACAACCGGCGAGUUCUGGCAGACCAUCGAAACCAACGAGACCGAGGCCAUCGCGUACACCGAAACCCUCGAGACCGCCACAUGGUAGAUCAAGCGAGGAAUCGAACGAAUCCAACUCUUCAAGCUCAUCAGAAUCCAACUCUUCAAGCUCAUCAGAAUCCAACUCAUCCGAAAAUAUUUACAAUUCGUAUUUGACACAAAACCAAAAGAUGCUAAAACCAACGAUACUUUUUUUAUUGUGUAUGGCCGGGAGCUUAACUAGCUCUCCGUCGGAUUUAUGUCCAAAUGUUGAUGGCCCCUACCCUGUAUACUUGCCACACGAGGAUUGUACCAAGUUUUACGAGUGUUCCAAUGGUGUAGCGUACUUGUUUACAUGUAGAGAUGGUCUGCAUUUUAAUCCUGUGUUAGAAGUAUGUGAUUAUCCAUAUGCUGCUGGUUGUGAAGACAAGAAACCGACAUCUGCUCCUGAACCUCCUAAUUCUUGCCCGGCAGUCGAUGGUCCUUAUCCGGUUUAUUUACCGCAUGAAGAUUGUGGCAAAUUUUAUGAAUGUUCGAAUGGUGUUCCCUAUUUGUUUGAUUGUCCUGCUGGCCUGCACUGGAAUGUUCAAUUAGAAGUGUGUGAUUGGCCGCAGAAUGCUGGUUGUGAAGGUGGUAAUAAACCGAGCACUGAGAAGCCAGCAACUGAAGCACCGGAUACUGAAAAGCCUGCUACUGAAGAGCCUGACACUGAAGAACCUGCCACCGAAAUACCGGACACUGAAGAACCUGAUACGGAAGCACCCGAUACUGAGAAGCCCGUUACAGAUGACCCUGCCACUGAGGCACCGGAUACUGAAGCACCAGACACUGAAGAACCUGAAACUGAAGUACCAGAUACUGAAGAACCUGAUACCGAAGCGCCAGACACUGAAGAACCCGACACUGAUGCACCAGAUACUGAAGAACCUGAUACUGAAGCGCCAGAUACUGAAGCACCGGAUACUGAAGAACCUGACACCGAAGCGCCAGACACUGAAGAACCCGUGACAGAAGAACCCGCCACCGAAGCACCGGAUACUGAAGAACCUGACACUGAAGCACCCGACACCGAGGAGCCUGUUACAGAGGAACCUGUAACUGAAGAACCAGACACCGAUGCACCAGACACUAACGAACCUGUUACGGAAGAACCAGAUACCGAAGAACCAGUUACUGAUGUGUCAGAUCCAACCGAACAAACUCAAGAACCUACUGUUUCUGAUACACCGACGCGUCCUACCUGGCCUACUAGACCCAGUCGACCAAGUCGUCCAAGCAGACCAAGUAAGCCAAGCCGUCCAAGUAAACCCAGUCGUCCAACUAGACCAAGUAAACCAAGCAGACCAAGUUGGCCAAGUCGUCCUACUCGUCCAACACAAGGACCAUCAGUUCCCACAGAUCCAGUUGUAACUGAUGAACCCGUAACUGAUGAACCUGUUACUGAUGCACCAGAUACUGAAGGGCCUUCUACAGAAGAGCCCGAAACUGAAGCACCAGAUACUGAAGAACCUGACACUGAGGCACCAGAUACUGAAGAACCUGACACUGAGGCACCAGAUACUGAAGAACCUGACACUGAAGCACCCGAUACAGAGGAGCCUGUUACAGAGGAACCCGUGACUGAAGAACCAGACACCGAUGCACCGGACACUAACGAACCUGUUACGGAAGAACCAAGUACCGAAGAACCAAUUACUGAUGUGUCAGAUCCAACCGAACAAACUCAAGAACCUACUGUUUCUGAUACUCCAACGCGUCCUAGCUGGCCUACUAGACCCAGUCGACCAAGUCGCCCAAGCAGACCAAGUAAGCCAAGCCGUCCAAGUAAACCCAGUCGUCCAACUAGACCAAGUAAACCAAGCAGACCAAGUUGGCCAAGUCGUCCUACUCGUCCAACACAAGGACCAUCAAUUCCCACAGAUCCAGUUGUAACUGAUGAACCUGUAACUGAUGAACCUAUUACUGAUGCACCAGAUACUGAAGAGCCUUCUACAGAAGAGCCCGAAACUGAAGCACCAGAUACUGAAGAACCUGACACUGAAGCACCCGAUACAGAGGAACCUGUUACAGAGGAACCCGUGACUGAAGAACCAGACACCGAUGCACCGGACACUAACGAACCUGUUACCGAACAAACUCAAGAACCUACUGUUUCUGAUACUCCGACGCGUCCUAGCUGGCCUACUAGACCCAGUCGACCAAGUCGCCCAAGCAGACCAAGUAAGCCAACCCGUCCAAGUAAACCCAGUCGUCCAACUAGACCAAGUAAACCAAGCAGACCAAGUUGGCCAAGUCGUCCUACCCGUCCAACACAAGGACCAUCAAUUCCCACAGAUCCAGUUCUAACUGAUGAACCUGUUACCGAUGCACCAGCUACCGAGGAGCCUUCUACAGAAGAAACCGAAACCGAAGCACCUGAUACUGAAGAGCCUGACACUGAGACACCAGAUACUGAAGAACCUGACACUGAAGCACCCGUGACUGAAGAACCAGACACCGAUGCACCAGAUACUAACGAACCUGUUACGGAAGAACCAGAUACCGAAGAACCAGUUACUGAUGUGUCAGAUCCAACCGAACAAACGCAAGAACCUACUGUUUCUGAUACUCCGACGCGUCCUAGCUGGCCUACUAGACCCAGUCGACCAAGCCGCCCAAGCAAACCAAGUAAGCCAACUCGUCCAAGUAAACCCAGUCGUCCAACUAGACCAAGUAAACCAAGCAGACCAAGUUGGCCAAGUCGACCUACUCGUCCAACACAAGGACCAUCAAUUCCCACAGAUCCAGUUGAAACUGAGGAACCUGUUACUGAUGGUCCAGAAACUGAGGAACCAGAGACUGAAGAACCUGUCACUGAGGCACCAGAGACUGAAGAACCGGAAACCGAUGCACCCGAUACCGAAGAGCCAGCUACUGAAGAACCCGCUACUGACGUACCAGAAACUGAAGAAACUCAAGGCCCUACUAAACCAACACGUCCUAGUCGACCCACUAAGCCAAGUCGACCAAGCAGACCUACUCGCCCUGGUAAACCUAGUCGCCCUAGCAGACCAAGCAAACCUACUCGACCACCAACUAACGCUCCCACGGAUGUGCCAACUGAAGAAGUAACGGAAGAACAAACUGACGCUCCAACCGAAGAACCCACCGAAAAGCCAACCGAAGAACCUACUGACGAACCAACCGAAGAACCUGAGACUGAGGAGCCAGCGACUGAAGAAUCAAAGCCUACAGCUUCCAAUAAACCAACUCGUCCGAGUCGACCCAGUCGUCCAAGUAGACCAACUCGCCCAGGUAAACCUAGUCGUCCAAGUAGACCAACUCGCCCAGGUAAACCUAGUCGUCCAAGUAGACCAAGCAAACCAACACAAACACCGCCGGGUCCCACUGAUCCAGUUGUAACUGAUGAACCAACGGAUGCUCCGACGGAUGCACCGACUGAAGAGGUGACAGAGGAACAAACUGAAGCUCCAACCCAAGAACCUGAAACUGAGGAGCCAUCGACUGAUGAUCCAAAUCCUACAGCUUCCAAUAAACCAACUCGUCCGAGUCGACCCAGUCGCCCAAGUAGACCAACUCGCCCAGGUAAACCUAGUCGUCCAAGUAAACCAAGCAAACCAACAAAAUCAUCACAAAGACCGUCACCUACAAAACCAUCUCGCCCAUCUAGCUCAACUAAAGUACCAACAGCCGUAACAACUCAGCCACCUUCUGAAGACCAAACAGAUGAACCAGUUAGUGACCCUUCGGAGGAAAUAACCGAUGUACCCAUAGAGGAACCAACCGAUGUACCCUCAGAGGAACAAACCGAAGCACCUACAGAUGAACCAAGUGCUACUCCAACAGAAGAAACAACAGUUUUGGUAACAACUACUACUCCUGUGCCGAUUGCUACGACCGUGAGACCGUCGGACGAUGUGAUAAUAGCAGCAAUUUGCACCAACAGACCAAACGAUUGGUUCUUAGCAGCACAUCCUUCUGACUGCGCGAAAUACGUAGAAUGCGAAAAUGGAAUGUUUGUUGUAUCUCAGUGUCCCGACGGUAUGCAUUACAGUCCACUUAUGUACGGUUGCAUGGACCCUGAAAUCGCGAAAUGUACAAUUCAAUAACUGAGAAAGAAUAAGAGUAAAAUGUAUUUUGGUAUUUUUUGAAAAAUUAUUUAUGUAAUCGCACUAAAUAUGCGGUAUAUGUAUUUUAUUUAAUAUAUUUAACGUGUUAAAAAUUA